GGCGCAAUGAUUUGAAACAGUUGUGCGAAGUCUAAACGAAAACAUGGAUUCCUCAGAAAUGAACGAGGGCGAAAUCCACCAAAUAGACAGUGACGAUGUCAUUAAGGAGGAGGACGAAACCGAAAAUGAAGAGGGGGAGGAUCUGACAGAGGAUGCUGAAGCACUGAAGGCCGAGUUGGCCAAGAUAGUUGUACAUCCACCAUCAUAUGAACAGUCGCUAAUGGAAGAAUUUGACCAAGCAGAAUUUUCACCUUCUUACAAAGACAACUUGCCUAAGGAGAAUCUAGUGCUUCAGUAUGCAGAAAAUUUUAGGCGACAAAUGGUGCAAUUGUAUCGAGAUAGAAAACCAUUAUUUCUCAAUCCAGUUAAUGAAUGUGGAGUGGAGAAAUUUGUUUGCACAACUAUAAGACCUACACUCCUAGAAUUUAAAGAAUUGUACAAUUGGGAUGGUGCUGCAGAAUUUGUCGCUGAUUAUUUAAAUAUAGAACCCUUGAAGCCUGAAUAUGAAUUGCCCAAGCGAUUGAUUUCCCCAUCUACUGUGCUAAAGCGACAGAAGGGUAACUGCUUUGAGUACAGUACACUGCUUUGCUCUCUUCUGAUUGGGGCUGGUUAUGAUGCCUAUGUCAUCAGUGGAUACGCCACCAAGGAGACAUGCCUUGCAGAUGAGUCACGAGACAUCUGUCCUCUUCUCAAGAAGAAGGAAGAGGUGCAAGAAGAAGCUAGAAAGAAAGAGAUGAAAAAAUAUAAUGUGAAACCUCCACGUGAUUUGCGUAGCAAGUUUGAGCUGAAACAAGAAGCAAAGAAAGAAGCAGAAAAACAGGCAGAGAAAGAAAAACAGAGGAAGGAAGAGGAGGAAAGAAUAGCUGAACUGGAGAAACCUCCACCGGACCCCUAUUUUGGUCUUCGCAUCCAUGCCUGGGUGUUAGUAUUAUCCGGAAAGAGGGAGGUACCAGAGAACUUUUUUAUUGAGCCAUUUACAGGACUGUCCCAUCCAAUGGACAGCUCCAACUAUCUGGGAAUCGAGUCCGUGUGGAACAAUGUUAAUUACUGGGUCAACAUGCAGGACUGCUCGGAAGGUGUCAAGGGAUUAAGUUUUGACCUGGGUGACUCCACAGUUUGGGAGUUCAUGUUUCCCAAUAAUGACAAGCCCCUGUUGAAGAUUCCUGAUGCAGAGGAUGAUCUGAAUGACAUGGAUGAUGAUGAGAAAACAGCUACCAGUGGACAAACAAGAGAAAACACACAAAUGACAAUGGAUGAUGAAGAACAUGAGGUUGAGAAGUACCUAGACAUGCCUCCAUCUUGGGUUGAUGCUCUGAAACUGUCUCACAGAGAUUUCCAGAUGCGAUGCCCUCAUGGUAAGAAGACCAAAGUGUAUAAGAGAGCCAAGCUGGAGAAGUUUGCUCAUUAUCUGAUGAAGGACGGCCUUAUCUCCAGACUCAGUGUUUAUGAAGACCGGGAAUUGACAGAUUUAAUGAAAGUUCAUGAAUACUAUGCCCAUCGGUCUGACAAGUUGACCCAGAAGUUGACCAAUCACAGGACAGGUCAAGUGUGUGAAAACUUUGACCCAGGCAGGCCAAGGUGUCUGAAAGAACACCAAUUCAAGUCCAGCACCCCAGGACCAGAAAAUGAGAGAGUGAUGAUAUUUUACCAUGAAGCCCGUGUAGAUGGUCUGGUGAAAAGGGAGGAAACUCAGACAGAGAUGACUGAGGAAUACAGUAACAGAGACGAUUUCCUUUUCUACAAAUAUGUGGAAUUUGGAAAACGAGCCAAAAAGUUUGGACCCCAAGAAACUUCAUCUGCUAACAAAGGAAGACCAAUAAAUAAAAUGAUCCAGAAAUUCCAUAGAAAUAGAAACAAGCCUGCAAAUGAAGAUAUUGCAGAGAUAAUUUUCCAUGUAGCUGAGGACAAAAUACACAUCUCUUACCACACCGAGGAUGUGAGAAUUGCCGCCUCAACCCGCGAGUUCCUCAAACCUCCAAACUGGGACGAGAAAGGAGCUGUGCUCACCUUCAAUCCAGAGAUGCACCAGACUUUCCAGGUUGAUCCAAUGCUACCUAUGAACAAGCAAGUGGAGUUGUACGAGAUGUUAAUGGAGUUAUUAAAAGCUGAAGAGAAAUGUAGAAAUGAAGUUCGAGAUUCACAAAAUGAGGUUAGAAAUAUCUUGGAUGACAGAACAAAAGAGGAAGCAGCCUCAGAACUGGACAUAUCUGUGUAUGACACAGAAAGAAACGAAAAAGCCAAGAAACACAGGAGAGAGCUGGAGAGACAGCAGCUUGAGGAGAAAAUGAGGAAGCAGGAGAUGGACAUUGACUACCUGGCGCCAUUCCUGGCCAAGAUCGGGAACCCAGAGAAGCUGUCCAAACAACAGGCCUUCAGCCUGAAGGAGGAGUGCCUGGCUGACCUCAAACAGAGGCUCAUUGACAAGGCCAACCUCAUUCAGGCCAGGUUUGAGAAGGAGAGUCAGGAGCUGGAGAAGAAGCAGGCGUGGUACCAGCAGAACCAGGUGUCGAUGGGCAAGGAGGAUGAGGAGGAGUACCUGACCUACUGUAAGGAGGCCAUCUUCAGGAUCCACAUCCUGGACCUACGACUCACACGACACAAGGAGCAAGCCCCCCACAAAUAUAUGCAAUUAGAACAGAAGCUCAGAAAUGAUGAAAGAUUGUCGGAGUUUUUCUAAGCUGUGGUCUCCCACCACUCUCUUCGUCUUGUGUUUUGUUGAACUCGGUCAAGAACUGUCCGUCCAGAGAAAUUCCGUUACAUUUUAACACAAACUGCGUUGUUUUUCACAUAAUAAACUGUAUGUUUAAGAAAAAAUUUAAGUUAUUAGAUGCCUGUGAUUUCAAUGUGAUAAUUUUUUGUAAAGAUUAUUUACUUUUCAUACAAAGUAUAUUUAUUAUUUUAUAUUGAAUAAAUUGUUUUAUUUCAUAUGUA
Messenger RNA from Magallana angulata, 2931 nucleotides. Its product is annotated as dynein regulatory complex subunit 7-like. NCBI's taxonomy places the organism in Eukaryota, Metazoa, Mollusca, Bivalvia, Ostreida, Ostreidae. The record is from RefSeq and is a predicted model, not a curated record. Gene Ontology annotation, cellular component: motile cilium. Gene Ontology annotation, biological process: flagellated sperm motility. Bases 44 to 2677 code for a protein of 877 amino acids. The transcript has 18 exons.